Molecule: messenger RNA, 1284 nt
Organism: Meriones unguiculatus (Mongolian gerbil)
Lineage: Eukaryota; Metazoa; Chordata; Mammalia; Rodentia; Muridae
Product: 17-beta-hydroxysteroid dehydrogenase 13
Exons: 7
Coding region: 126-1028 (300 amino acids)
Cellular component (GO): lipid droplet
Molecular function (GO): oxidoreductase activity, acting on the CH-OH group of donors, NAD or NADP as acceptor
Source: RefSeq, a predicted model, not a curated record
AGGGUGUACCUGAUUUGUCAGGGGCCACGGGGAAGCCUGCCUCUCCUCCGGCAGCCCAUAAUAGCCAGCGGAGCUCUGGGGGAGCUGUGUAGAGAGGCUGUGAGGGCAGGGGAGGGGGCACAGCCAUGCACCUCAUCCUGGACCUUCUCCUGCUGGUGUGCAUCAUUGUCUACUCCUACCUGGAGUCUCUGGUGAAGCUGUUCAUUCCCCGGAGGAGGAAGUCUGUGGCCGGCCAGGUCGUCCUCAUCACCGGGGCUGGGCACGGGAUAGGCAGGCUCACUGCUCAGGAGUUUGCCAAGCGGAAGAGCAGGCUGGUCCUGUGGGACAUCAACAAGCACGGUGUUGAAGAAACUGCGGCCCAAUGCAGGAAGCUGGGGGCCACUGUGCACGCGUUUGUGGUGGACUGCAGCAACCGGGCAGAGAUUUACAACUCUGUGGACCAGGUGAAGAAGGAAGUGGGUGACGUGGACAUUGUGGUAAACAACGCCGGGGCCGUAUACCCAGCUGACCUUCUCAGCAUCAAGGAUGAAGAGAUUAUCAGAACCUUUGAGGUCAACAUCCUAGGACACUUUUGGAUCGUAAAAGCCCUUCUUCCGUCGAUGCUAAGAAGAAACUCGGGCCACAUUGUCACUGUGGCUUCCGUGUGUGGCCACGGAGUGAUUCCUUAUCUCAUCUCGUACUGCUCCAGCAAGUUCGCUGCUGUGGGCUUCCACAGAGCGCUGACGGCAGAGCUUGACACCUUGGGGAAGACGGGCAUCCGGACCUCAUGCCUCUGCCCCGUGUUUGUGAAUACUGGCUUCACCAAGAACCCAAGCACGAGGCUAUGGCCUGUGUUAGAGACGGAUGAAGUCGCGAGGAGUCUGAUAGAUGGAAUACUUACCAACAAGAAAAUGAUCUUCGUCCCAUCCUACAUUGGCAUCUCUCUGAUACUGGAAAAGUUUCUUCCUGAACGGGCCUUAAAAGCUAUAAGUCGUAUACAGAAUAUCCGAUUUGAAGCGACUGUGGGCCACAAAAGCAAAAUGAAGUAAAGCAUGCAGAGAUGCGUGCGCACCAGUGCCGUGAACCCAGGCUUAGCGUCGACACUUCAAAGCUUUCUCCCACGUGUCUUAAGUGCUGUGAAUGUUUUAAGUGUAGGUCUGGCACUAGCAGCCAGUGAAUAAAUAAGACUAAUUAGCUGUCCCCCUGGUUUUCUGUGCCCAUAGAUCUCUCAGCCAGUUGUAUUUGGUUAUUUGGCAAUGGGAAUGCACUAAGAUAAUGUCUAUUAAACAAAGAAAUGAAAGAUAA